UCCGCGCGGUCGCUGCCUCCCGCAUUCCUCGCCCGUCCAGACAGGGGCGCCGGGGGUGGGGUGGGGACGACUGGAGAGGGCCCCACGGAUGCCCCUAGGACGAGCGGCCCUAGGCCCCCAGGGAACAUGGGCGUGCUCCGGGCGGGACUGUGCCCGGGCCUCACCCAGGACAUGGUCCAGCUUUUGAAGAGCGGCGGGAUCAAGACAGUGGUGGAGCUGGUUUCUGCAGACCUGGAGGAGGUCGCCCAGAAAUGUGGCCUGUCUUACAAGGCCCUGGUCGCCCUGAGACGAGUGCUACUGGCUCAGUUCUCAGCUUUCCCUUUCAAUGGCGCUGAUCUCUAUGAGGAACUGAAAACCACCACGGCCAUCCUGUCCACCGGCAUUGGAAGCCUGGACAAACUGCUAGAUGCUGGUCUCUACACUGGAGAAGUGACUGAAAUUGUAGGCGCCCCGGGUAGCGGCAAAACCCAGGUAUGUCUUUGUGUGGCAGCAAGCGUGGCCCAUGGCCUGCAGCAGAACGUCCUCUACAUUGAUUCCAACGGAGGGCUCACAGCCUCCCGCAUCCUCCAGCUGCUUCAGGCCAGGACCCCGGACGAGGAGGAGCAGGCAGGAGCUCUCCAGAGGAUCCAGGUGGUGCGUGCGUUUGACAUCUUCCAGAUGCUGGGCGCGCUGCAGGACCUGCGAGGCGCUGUGUCCCAGCAGGUCAGCAGUUCUUCCGGGACUCUGAAGGUGGUGGUUGUGGACUCGGUCGCUGCGGUGGUCGCCCCACUUCUGGGAGGUCAGCAGAGGGAAGGCUUGGCCUUGAUGGUGCAGCUGGCCCGAGAGCUGAAGACCUUGGCCCGGGACCUCAGUGUGGCAGUGCUGGUGAGGAAGUGGGCUUGGCCAGUCAUGCUAGCCUUCUCUCUGGUCCCUGGACUUCACCAAGUGGGGAGGUGUUCUUUCCAGGUGACCAAUCACAUGACCCGAGAUAGGGACAGCGGGCAGCUCAAACCUGCCCUGGGACGCUCCUGGAGCUUUGUGCCCAGCACCCGGCUUCUCCUGGACAGCACCCAAGGCUCAGGAUCUCUGGGCAGCCACCGCGUGGCAUGUCUGACCAAAUCCCCCCGCCUGCCAACAGGUUGCCAGGAGACGGUGGACUUAGGGAGCUGGGGGACCCCAGCGUUCCAGGGAGAUCACAAAGGACAUUGGGAGCAGAGCCCAGUGUUCCAGGGAGAUCACACGUGACGGUGCUGUUGAUGGGGGAAGGGGCAGGCCACUAGGCCCCCAACUCACCUGCACAGUAAUGCCUGCUGCUCACUGCCGGCAGCCCCGCUCCCUUGCUGGGAAGCCAUCUCACCCUCAGCUCCUCUCUCUGGAAACACAGUGCUACUGGCAAGAGAGGAUGCUGUUGUGGAAGGACCCAGAAAUUCAUGCUGGUACCAAGUUUUCUUCCCUUGUUUCUACCACGUGCGUUUCCAGUGGGAGCCAGGUUCAUGGACUUGGACAUCUCUGAAGAGGCACUCUGGUGCCUGGACGGAUUAACCCUGUACAUCACCAUCCUACCCUCCAUCCUGACACAGUGACUGAGCUUGAGGCCUCUGGCUUGCCUUUGUUUCCCUUCUUUUAUUUUUUUUCUUUGCCUCUGUUUUUCCAUCUGUAAGAUGGGGCUUCUUUCCCCCUAACUCUUUCUUUGACUUACUGGGUGGAAGUAACCUUGUAAAUGUAACCCAUGUUGUGUGCUCAAUUGUGUCUGACCCUUUGCGACCCCAUGACCACCAGGCUCCUCCGUCCGUGGAAUUUUCCAGGCAAGAAUACUGGAGCAGGUUGCCAUUUCUCCUCCAGGGGAUCUUCCCAACCCAGAAAUUGAACCCAUAUCUCUUGGCGUCUCUUGUGUUGGCAGGUGGAUUCUUUACCACUAGUGCCAAAACUCUUCCUUAUCUAGAUCCUGCUCUUAAAAACAUAUUAAUACAAAAGAAAUUCACUGAGCUGCAGAAUCAUCUGUUUUCCCCCAGACAGUGGCUUUUCAGUCACCGAGUGAGGCCCCAGAGAACCCCUGUUCCUCUUUCCCUCUUGUCGGUUUGGUUUCAGACACCUGCAUGUGUCACCGUGACCAGGUGAGACCGGGAGCUCACUGCAGUCCCAGGGAUAUAAUCUAACAGGAAGGGAAGAUGUGACCUGGCCCCAGUGAAUCCAGCUGCCUGUUAAACGUGCAUGGUGCUCUGUGGGGCCCCUCCACGGUACAGAGUAAGCCGAGGUGCUGAACCAUGGCCUUGCCCAUAAACGGGAGAAUUUGCAGUCAGUAGAGCCAGCUGGGAAAAUUGAUGGUGGCGUAAAUGAUACACGGCAAAUCUAGUCCUUUAUGUAGAAAUUCAUUGCCGGUGGCUCCAAGAUGCAAUGUAAUUACCCUUCUCUUCCUGCCAGCUGUACCACAGUGUAUGAAAUAGUCCCCCCACCCCCGCCCUGCCCUGGUCUGUUACGGGUGCUGUGACCAUUUCUCUGCGAGCUGUAGCCCCGGCUGGGUGGAGGGGAGGACAGCAGGGAGGGAGAAAUCAAAGGCAGAACAUGAUCAGGAUUGUUUACUGACCACAUUUUUUUAAAGGAAGGUUGCCUUUCUUGGUUUGAGAGCCUGUUGUGUAGUUAAUUAGUUGUGUCUUGGCUGCAGGAAGCGGGGUCAGAGUUAGAGGCAGAAGAUAUAACAUUUACAGAUGAUGAGCACAGGAGGGAUAAAAGGAAGAGGUCUGGAGGACUGAGAGCAAGUGGCAACCCAGCCCUAGGGUAUGAGUGAGGACAGGCUUGGUGAGCCAAGACUGGAGGAACCCUGGCGCUGGUGCUUCCACAGGCUCUCGGGAGAAAUGAGCCUGCGGCCUCCUUGCUAGGAGCAGUGAGUACAUAAUGGCAGCCUUGUGCAUGCAAGCGAAGUUGCCUCAGUUGUGUCUGUUGCGACCCCAUGAACUGUAGCCCACCAGGCUCCUCUGUCCAUGGGAUUCUCAAGGCAAGAAUACUGGAGUGGGCUGCCAUUUCCAAGGGAUCUUCCUGACCGUAGGACUGAACUCCUGUCUCUUACAUCUCCUGCAUUAGCAAGUGGAUUCUUUGUGACUCGCGCCACCGAGGAAGCUCAUUGCAACCAUAGUAGCAAACAGAAUGUUAAGCUGGGGAUGGCACAUCCCUGUCAUUUGUACCAUUUGGGGAUC
Molecule: messenger RNA, 3170 nt
Organism: Budorcas taxicolor (takin)
Lineage: Eukaryota; Metazoa; Chordata; Mammalia; Artiodactyla; Bovidae
Gene: RAD51D
Product: RAD51 paralog D
Exons: 10
Coding region: 127-1224 (365 amino acids)
Biological process (GO): double-strand break repair via homologous recombination; reciprocal meiotic recombination; telomere maintenance
Cellular component (GO): replication fork; Rad51B-Rad51C-Rad51D-XRCC2 complex; centrosome
Molecular function (GO): ATP-dependent DNA damage sensor activity; ATP hydrolysis activity; ATP binding
Source: RefSeq, a predicted model, not a curated record